Dovyalis caffra is the source of this 318-nucleotide messenger RNA. The record is from the annotation of a GenBank genome assembly. Lineage: Eukaryota; Viridiplantae; Streptophyta; Magnoliopsida; Malpighiales; Salicaceae.
AUGGAUGAAGAAUAUCCCUACAAGACUGACUGGCUUGCACACACAGUCGCAGACACAACAAUCCCCAGCAUUGGGUCACAUGGACUCUGGAGAGAGAGACUCCAAAAUUUGUUGGAGAAAGGCUGUGCAGGACAGGCAGCCAUUGUUUUUGAGGUUAGAGACAGCCAAAGUAGAGAGAAACCAGGGAUUUGCCUUGUAAUGUCAACGUGUUCACUACAGGAUUUCUGGAGGAAACAAUCGUUCUCUGCAUGUUUUUCCACUCUUCCAUUACUUUCAAAGUUUGUUGCGCAAGAAGUCAGCUACUCUAUGGCAUUCUGA